This is a messenger RNA of Hypoxylon trugodes, 1457 nucleotides long. Its product is annotated as mitochondrial carrier. The record is from RefSeq and is a predicted model, not a curated record. The coding region runs from base 215 to 1198 and encodes 327 amino acids. The transcript has 3 exons. Gene Ontology annotation, cellular component: peroxisomal membrane. Gene Ontology annotation, molecular function: coenzyme A transmembrane transporter activity; AMP transmembrane transporter activity; FAD transmembrane transporter activity. Lineage: Eukaryota; Fungi; Ascomycota; Sordariomycetes; Xylariales; Hypoxylaceae.
UCUACUCUAUUGUAGAUACCCCGAUACCCAACCCUACCUAGGUAGGUAACUUUGAAUGGGCAUAAUCAAAGGGAAUAACCUAGGUAAUGAACUUAAUUAAUUAUACUCUUAUAUUUCUCUCUUAAUAAUUCAACUUUAUAUCUUUUAUUCCAUCUACUUCAUCAACCCGUACCAUUCACCAUAAACCAUUCAAUACCUGCAUAAAGAAUCAACCAUGGCAUCGUCCAAACCCGUCAUACCCCAGAACGACAACGUCGCGCACGCCCUCGCCGGCGCCGGCGGGGGUAUUCUCUCCAUGGUCUUAACGUACCCCCUCAUAACCCUCUCCACACGCGCGCAAGUCGAAUCGAGCCGAGCCGAAACCGCCUUCCUAGCCGCAGCGCGACAAAUCGUAGCGCGCGAAGGCACCGCUGGUCUCUACGCAGGGCUCGACAGCGCCGUCUUCGGCAUCAGCGUGACCAACUUCGUAUACUACUACUGGUACGAAUGGACGCGAGGCUUUUUCGAAGCCGCGGCCUCGCGCGCCGGGCGCGCUUCCAAGAAACUUACCACCGUCGAAGCCAUGAUCGCCGGCGCGGUCGCCGGGUCCGCGACCGUGAUCCUUACGAAUCCGAUUUGGGUCGUGAACACGCGCAUGACGACGCGAAAGGGGCAGAUUGAAGAGGAAGAGCAGGAUAAGAGUAUUGAGGACUUGGGGGAAGUGGAGAAGAAGAAGAAACAACCCACAACACUUAGCACGUUAACUGCGCUGCUUAAGGAUGAGGGACCACAGGCACUAUUCCGGGGUGUGGUGCCCGCGCUAGUGCUGGUCAUCAAUCCAAUUUUGCAGUACACAUUGUUCGAGCAGCUCAAGAAUGCGUAUGAGAGGCGGCGCAAGCGCAGCGUAACACCCACCGUGGCAUUCUUCCUGGGUGCUUUGGGCAAGCUAUUUGCUACCUCGAUUACGUACCCGUACAUCACGGUAAAGAGCCAAAUGCAUGUUGCCAGUGACGACGCUCAGGGGAAGCGCGAGGGUAUGACGCAGGCUAUUCGCCGUGUCAUCAAGGAAGAAGGUUAUGCUGGGUUGUAUAAGGGUAUUGGACCCAAGGUUACUCAGAGUGUCUUGACCGCUGCGUUCCUUUUCGCCUUCAAGGACGUACUCUACGAGCAAACCGUCAAGCUUCGAGGCGCCAUGGCUAAGCGAGCCGUCAAGGCGUAAACACCUGCCUUGAUAACUCACUAAAAAUGUUUACGAUAGGUUACGCAAAUUUCCUAUAUCGUUUUAAAAUUGUACAUACCCACUGUCUUUGUCUAUCGUGUGCCUUGGUUAGGAUCAGUAGGGAUGCUCUGGUUGGGCUGGUAUGAUUCCAAUGUCAUUUGUCAUCGACUUCAAUUCAAAACGAAUUCGAUCAUUUUCCGUGGCGAAGUCAACGGAGCUGGGUCUGCUAUGAGGAACAGAAUUAGUAAGUUCUGCUCCA